Messenger RNA from Cannabis sativa, 816 nucleotides. RefSeq names its product protein neprosin-like. NCBI's taxonomy places the organism in Eukaryota, Viridiplantae, Streptophyta, Magnoliopsida, Rosales, Cannabaceae. The transcript is spliced from 5 exons. The coding region runs from base 1 to 786 and encodes 261 amino acids. The record is from RefSeq and is a predicted model, not a curated record.
AUGACCGUCAUUAGGAUGAGGUAUAUACUGACCUUGACAAUUUUAUGUUGUGUUCUUAUUCUAAAUAUUGAUUUUGCAAAUGGAAGAAGAUUAAUACUUAGUUCAGAAUUAGGCAAGCGCAAGGGAACCAUCAAAACUAUUGAGUUAAUUGGGCAGAGUGAAGAUGGUGAAGUCAUUGAUUGUGUUGAUAUAUACAAACAACCUGCUUUUGAUCAUCCACUUCUCAAGAACCACAUCAUCGAGGUUUUUGCUUUUUUCCCAAGUUCAAUUCAAAUAAAUCAGUUAGAAGGGGAAAACGAUGAUUCACUAAAAGCAUUACAAGUGUGGCGUAAGUAUGGAGAAUGCCCAAAGGGAACAAUUCCCAUUGUUCGUGCACCAACAUCUUCUAAAUAUGGUCGAAAAACCCAUUUCAAAUCUCACUAUAGAUAUAAUCAGAGCCACUUUGUUGCACCUGGUCACGAGUAUGCUGAAGUGACGAUGAAUGGUGGAACAUACUUUGGAGCAAAAGCCAAUAUUAACGUAUGGACUCCAGUAUCACAUGGAACAAUCAGUGUAGCUCAAAUUUGGGUUGUGUCAUCAAGCCAAGUAGAGACUGAAAUUAAUACUGUAGAAGCUGGUUGGAUAAGUGAUGGGUAUAGAACCACAGGUUGUUACAAUCUUGAUUGUCCCGGAUUUGUACAAGUAAGCAAGAGUGCUGCUUUAGGUUCUAUAUUGCAACCUGUUUCCAUCUUUAAUGGGGUGCAAACCACAAUACAAGUUAGCUUAGCUCAGGUAUAUUAUAUAUAAUACACUAUACUAUACUACACAUUCAGCUAU